Molecule: messenger RNA, 921 nt
Organism: Gilbertella persicaria
Lineage: Eukaryota; Fungi; Mucoromycota; Mucoromycetes; Mucorales; Choanephoraceae
Exons: 1
Coding region: 95-757 (220 amino acids)
Source: RefSeq, a predicted model, not a curated record
UGGAAAUUUCGAUUGUUGUCAACUUAUAUAUAUUUAAACAAAGCUGAAAGCUAUCGUCUCUUUUUCUCUUUGCUUUUCUUUUUAACUCUUUAAAAUGCGCUGUGACCAAUUUUCUCUUGGCUUGAUUGCUACUCUUCUCGUAAUGUUCAGUUCCAACACUUUGGCUGAUGGUUUUGGAGAUACUCUAGACGGUGCUAUUUCAGUGGUACAGACAACUGGAUUAAGUGAUGGUGCCCUCUCUGGUGUCAAUAACGGCCUUCAAGGCAAAUCUACCGGGCAAACAGGUACAUCAAAUUCUGGUUCUGGCAUUAGCAGUCUCACAGGAAACACUGCCCAAAAUACAGCUGCAAUCACCAGUACCGUUCUUUCACAGAUCGAGAAAUCAAAUGCGUUUAGUGGACGUCCAAAGGUAGAUGAAGCGAGUACUUUUGAUGCAAAAAUAGCCAGAAGAUCUUACCUUACGCGUGCUAAAGUUCGCCGAGAUACACCAUCUACGUUAAUACCACCUAUCGUUAUACCCCAGAUUCUAGCUAAUCAGGCUGCCGCUACUCAACCUCAAUACACACAACCUCAACCGUAUCUUCAGCCCCAAGUUGCUCAGCCUGUUGUUCCACAAGUUCAGCAAGUGGCCCCUGCGCCAGCUGCACAAGCACCACCACCACCACCACCAGCAGGAAGUAGCGAAGACGAUGAAGAAGAUGAAAAUGAAGAAGAUGAAGAAGACUAUGAUGCUGAUGAUCUUGUAACACGUCGCUGAUUUUUUUUCUUUGUUUGCUUCCUAAAAAAAAAGGCUGUAUUAUUAUCCAGAAUAUACUUGAGCAGUCUAUAUACACACAUGUCUCUCGCCAUUUUUGACAUUCCUAUUUAAUUUUAACUAAUCAAUAAAGAAAAAAAACCAAACAACUUUACAGGUUGACUAUA